AUUCUGUCAUUUCAUUGACCAUUGUCAGUGAGUCGUGGCCGUGAGACUUGCUAAAGUGCCAAAUACAUUUCCAUACACCCCAGGCUCAUCCCGAAAUCAAAAUGAGUGCUAAAUUGCAAGAAUAUAAGGUCUCUAUAGAGCGCAGCUUAAUGGACAAGAGCAAACCUUGGACGAAAUACUUCGAGAUAGCCGAGCAAAAAACCGGCGUGAACAGAGUAUAUUUAUUUGUCGGCUUGGUCGCGUUCACCGGUUUAUAUUUAGUGUUCGGAUUCGGCGCGGAAUUGAUAUGCAAUUCUAUAGGAUUCGUGUAUCCGGCAUACAUGUCUAUGAAGGCAUUAGAAUCGCCAGUUAAAGAUGACGAUACCAAGUGGCUAACGUACUGGGUGGUAUACGCUUGCUUCUCCAUCGUCGAAUAUUUCUCAGAUUUCAUCGUUGGCUGGUUCCCGCUUUACUGGUUGAUUAAGUGCAUCUUCAUUAUCUGGUGUUACCUACCAACGGACUACAACGGUUCUCUCAUCAUAUAUCAUCGUCUCAUCCGUCCCUAUUACCAGAAGCACCACGGCCGUAUUGACGACAUCGCUAACUCAGAUAUCGUGGAUAAGUUGGUUAAAGACGCCAACAAGCACAUUGAUAAAACAUUUAAGGCUUUCAACAAAAAAUUGUCUGAGCUGCAUAAAGAUUAAGACUGUCAGGUAAACAAGAAUAAAGCUGUAAACACAUAGAUAUAUCUUCCCGUUUGGUAGCGGACGCAGUUAGGAAGAACACAUAAAUCCUCAGUGAAUAUUCCAAACACGGGGAGCGAAAAGUACAAAAUAUACUUGCAUCUAUCUGCUUUUGUACACGCUUCAAGCAAUUUAAAAAAAAAAAAAACAAGACAAAAUAUAUUUUUUAAAAUCAAUCAAAAAAUUGUACAAUUCAAAAACAAUGGGCAAAUAUUAAUUAAUAAGAACUGAUCAAUAACUGGGUUUUGGCGUUAAGUAAUUGCAAAUGACAUUGUAUUAUUUAGUUAAGUGGUUUUGUAUGAUCGUGACGGUUUUUUAUUAGUUUAAAAAUUGUAGUUUAAUCUGUUGUUCUCAAAUAUGACAAAAAUGUUGAGGUUUCGAUUUUCUUGUGAUUAGGUAAGUAAGACUUCAUUAUUUUAAUUUUCUUUCUCCUAUUCUUAAGUUACCUGUCGAACAAUGAAUUUCCUGAUUUUUGUAUUUUUUUUUUAAACGUUGCUCAAGGAAUGUUAGUAUUUGUCUGUUGUUAAGUUUUCAUUAUUAAAAAAAAAUGUUGGUACGUUUAUAGAAUUUAUAUUUUUAUUAUUCACGCUAUUGAUGACGCCAUUUUGUAACCGUCACUUGAUGCAUUUAAAUUUAGAAUCGCACUUAUAUAUUUUUGUGAAUUGAAAACUAAAUAGCUAGUUUUAACUUGGACACAUUCUUUAUCAUGUAAGUGUUUUAUUAUAUAUUUGGCUUAUUACAUAAAUCCACGUUAGUGUGCCUUCAACGUUUGGCUGCCAAUUUUAAAUGUAUUCACGAGGUGUUAUUAUGCCAUUUUUUCACGUAAUAAAAGGAAUUCAUUGUAAAUGUU
This is a messenger RNA of Vanessa atalanta (red admiral), 1572 nucleotides long. It is a transcript of the gene ReepB, whose product is annotated as receptor expression-enhancing protein 5-like. The coding region runs from base 102 to 683 and encodes 193 amino acids. The record is from RefSeq and is a predicted model, not a curated record. The transcript is spliced from 6 exons. Lineage: Eukaryota; Metazoa; Arthropoda; Insecta; Lepidoptera; Nymphalidae.